AUGGCCAUUCAAGCUGGGCAUCACUGCUUUUGUGGUGACAGCCUUGCGGCAUUGGGGGAGGAACCAUACACGAUAGUGAAGAAUUCUGAGUGCAACUCGCACGUGGGGCCAGCUUGUCCGCAACGACAUUUCUGUGGUGGGCCUUUCCGGAAUUCGGUGUUCAGGCUUUACAAGCGAUCAGCCGAGGCCGAAGAUCUGCAACUCGGAAUGUCAGGCGGCUGCACCUUGGCAACUACCUUCGGCCCAACAACCGAGCAGACUCUUCCCUUGGGAUUCGGCGUGCGAAAUGGAGAUGGGCGCUGUCUCACAAUGAGCACUCCGAGCAAUCAGACAGUGGCGCAGUCUGCGAAAGCUUGUACCGGUGGGGAGGAUCAAAGCUUCACGGCCAUCCUCGCAAGUUCCCUGGAAGUGCCUAGUACCUGGCAAAACCUGGAGUCUGAGAAGAUUAUCCUCCUCAGUCAGCGGGAUGAGUCGAAGGUCUUUUUCCGCGAGGGCGCGAAACUCGUGGAGCCACAGUUUACUUGGCAGACUACGGGGGAGCUUUCCUUCGAUGCAACGGGAGUGUUUGGAUUGGGGGGAGGGCCCAGGUACUUGAUCGCAGAUGGCAAGGAGGCCCUCCUUCAGAAUGCCAUCGGAAAGGCUGUUGCAGAAGCGGAGCAAUUUCAAUGGUCAACGGUGAGCUUUGGCGUGGCAGACGAGCUGCAGGUGCUGUGCCCUCCUGGGCAGUUGAUUCACAGCCUGGAGAAGGAGGCUCUGCGCCUGCGGUGGCGAUGUGCCAGCGUUGCCGGAGUCGGAGCCUGCGAAGAAAAGGAGACGCUGGCGGCGUCCGACAACAUGCAGCAAGCCCUCAAAGCGGUUGACAUGGACUGUGGCCGGGAGGCCGGCUUGCGGGAAAUCCGAGCAGAAGCCGACCCAGGAGGCGCAUCGAUUCGCUUCCGCUACCUUUGCUGCUCCCUGGACGCAGCUCCGAUUGCGGUCCGGCCCGUACCGGUACCGCUUCAAGAGGCCUUCCUCACCACUUCGAUCCAAAGCUUUGAAGGCAUCUACUGCCCUACUCGGAUAGAUGGCUCUGGGCGACCAUCGUUCCAGCAGAAAUACUCCUUCAAGAACAUGUCAGCUACAACAGGGAGCACGCUGUCGUAUGAUCGGCGGCAGGGUCUCUGGUGUCUCCAAGAUGGCGGCCGAUGUGCGCCAAGCGACGCUGUGCACCCUUUGGAGGCUUUGGAAGGCGGCAGGCUGGGAGGCCUUGACUGGCAAGUGGUGCGUGUGAGCAACUUCAACACCGAGUUCGAGUCUCGUGGCGUCCGCCCUCCUCCAGCAGCCACCGUUCGCUUGCCUGCGAAGCCCCCAAAGCCCCCAUCCUUGAUUCGCUUUGAGGGCAUCGAUCCAGAGGUUGCGGAAGAGUGCAAGGAUGAAAGCCAUCCCGGAACCGAAACCUUCGAUGCUGAGAGAAUGAGUGAGGUGGCAUCAGGCCUUGGCCCAGAAAACCCCUGCCACUACGUGAGCAUGAGCUGGACCAACAGGAAAGAUAAGACCGAGCAAAAUGCCAUCACCUACCGAACGGUGAAAGAGUGCUCUGACCGGGAGAUCGAGGCUGCGCUCGCUGGGGCACGGACUUCCCGGGACCAGACGGCAGUGGACUUGUCAUUCCAAGCUUUUGCAGAUAUCUACGAAGCUGUGGGUGCCUUUCUGCCGAACUCGCACGUCAAUGCAAUCUUCGGAGGGCUGGGAAUCAAGACUGGCGCGCAGCUCGCAGCAGCUGCCAAGAUCCCAAAGGCCGUCGCAAGCCUUGUCUCAGGAGCAGUCUUUGCCGACAAGCGCAUCAAUAGUGCCGAAGACGAUGCAAAGGACUGCAGUAGCCUUCAGCACGGGCUUGCUCGUGCCUUCUGUGACGUGCACUGCGUCAGGGAUGCUGUCAAGAGUGGAGAUGCGGCCAUCCGGGAGAGCCUUGAAAGUGCUGUGGAGGUCAUGGGGGAGAACAUGAAGCUCCUCUUCGACUUCUACCUGGGAGGUUCAACUGACGCCACUGCGAAUGCUUUGACACAGUCUGAGGCCAUUCGUUCUGGCAUUACAACGCGCUUCCAGGAAAUGCGAACCAUGGCUGCGUCACUGCCUCUAAAUUUGGCGGCGUCAUCUGCGAGCCAAAGAGCCGUCACCAGCUUCAGCUCACGCAUGAAGGAGAUGAGGGAAGCCAUCGACUUCACACGGGUAAAUGCCUCGCUCCAGUGCAAGGGCAUGGCGGAGGAAGUCCACGACUUGCAUCGUAUGCUCUUGCAUCUCACGAGUACCCAAGGGCUGACUUCAGCGCAAUCAGUGCAAAGGAGCUCUGCCGAGUAUGUGCGACACAUGAAUGGCAUACUCAAGACCAAAGCGCACACCCUCGGCAUCUAUCGGCAUGCAUCGCUGAGACGCGAGGGCCGUGAGGGCCGCGAGGGCCUGCAUGGCGUCGUGAAGAUGUCGGAGCUUCUUGUGGCGGUACAAGAGCAAUCCCUGAGCUCGGUGCUGCAGGCAUUGGACUCCACAUGGUGGCAACUUCGCAGAGAACUGGACCGCUACCUGGAUGCCAUCGAGGACUACCUCUCCAAGUUUCAGAGCGCCCUACAACUGCUGGAAGCCUAUACCGACAGGUGCACGGCUGGGUUCUCCAGUUUGAAGGCUGCCUAUGCCGCGUCAGAGCGAGCAGACCGCCACGCGCAUCAGACGCUGAAGGAAGUGUGGAGUACGGCGGUUCCACUGGUAGGCCUGCUGGCGUCGCAGAUCGUGGACAGCGACCUUCUGCACCGCAUGGCCAUCCAUGACGCGCUUCCCUCGCAUGAGAAACUCCACUGUGGCAGUGCUGUCGGCGCCAGCGCAGCGAACAUCACAAUGGACAUGCUGGAUGCCGGGCUCUUUGGGCAGACGCUCCAGCAGUUGCAAGCGCUCUUCAGCGAGAUGUAUCUUCUCCAGGAUCGCCUGGAGUCCAAGGAUUCGGAAGCUCCAGUGCUUUUCGAAGCCCAGGAGCGCCUUGUACACGCUUUCAACGAGACCCUUGGCGAGGCGAUCCGAAGCGUGCAGAGCUCCUUGCGCAUGCGGUGUGACGGCGCAGACGGAAGCGACGUGGGCAGCUUGCUGCAGACCAGGAGUGAGCCUGGCCGCCCCAAAUUUUUCAGACGAUCUCGGAGACGCUCAAGGAGACAUCCCAACAAUCCCAAUGCCCCAAGGUGGAGACAGUACCGACCAGUUUCAACGACUCCAACGGCUCCAACGACUCCGACAACUCCAACGACUCCAACGGCUCCAACGACUCCAACGACUCCAACAACCCCAACGACUCCGACGACUCCGACGACUCCACCGACUCCAACGACUCCAACGUCAACGCUCGGUCCGAUCGGCCUUGCACGCCCUCCGGCUACUGAGCAGAUUCAACUGACAGGAUCCUGCAGCAACAUGUGUGGAGGUAGCAGUGCCAGCUGCUUCUGCGACGUCUCCUGCAUGGACUUCGGUGACUGCUGCUCUGAUUUCUUGCAGUCUUGCACGGGCAGCUGUUCAGGCAAGUGCGGGGAGAGCGAGCUUCCGACAUCUGACGGAAGCCUCUGCUCUUGCGACUCCCGGUGUCUUAAAGUUGGAGACUGCUGUCCAGACUUCCUGGACACUUGCGCAUGUCAGGUUCAAGGCUGCGUCGGCAGCAUCUUCGAUGCAACCUCAAGCCAAAACUGCUCCUGCCUUCCAUCCUGCAGUGUAGACCCCGAUGAUCCCAACGAUUCGGCCUGCUGCGGGGACGCCGCAGUCUGCGCCGCAGCUGAAGAACGUGCGCUGCUGGCUGGAGACCUUGUACCCGUCCCCAUGGACUCCUGCUUGAAUCGGUGCCUUCAGCAAGCUCCCGCCGGGUGUGGCUGCAGUGCCAGCUGCGCUCGAGAUAACACUUGCUGCGAUGACUAUGUCCCCUGCUGCGGCCAAGGUGUCUCCAACUGGACGGGGCCUCUCUGCGGCGAUUCGCUGGGCAAUGCAAGUGCCCUGAUCUUCUUGCCGGAUGGCAGUGCUCAAUGCCCUUCGGGAUACGUGCCCCUCGAUGUCCAGGCAUGCCACGCCGGCUUCUCCAUUGGGGACACGCUCUAUUCAUGGAAUCGGGAUGGAAGCCUCCAGACUCCGGCAUGCCAUCUAUUCUGGCCAGGACAGGGCUGCUUCGAGUUCGAAGAGAUCUUGUACUACAGCAAUUGCACCGAUCGCCCCUUGACUCGGAACUUACUUAGAGGUGUGUGCAAGCUGGUGCCCACAACAGCAACCACCACACCGGCGGCGAUCAUUCCGCCGUCGCACCUGUUCGUGCCGGGGGGAAGGGUUCAAUGCCCAGCCGGCUAUGUGCCUCUGGACAUCCAGGAGUGCAGUGCCGGCUUGUUCAUCGCGGGCUCGCCAUAUACAUGGAACCAGAACAGUAGCCUACAGGUCCCGGUGUGCGCCGACGGGUUCCCAGGACAUGGGUGCUUCGAGUUCGAGGGCUUCUUGUAUUUCAGCAGCUGCAGCCACCGCCCCUUGUCGCUGCAUGCCCACAGAGGCGUGUGCAAGAAGGCAUGCAGUGACAACUGGACGCCGGGCUGGGCACCUCCUCCAAAUGCUUGCCUACAGUGGUCCCAGAGUGCCGACUGGGGUGCGCUUCAAAAUGGUCAGCUGCUGUCAACUGCGUGCGCUACUGAUUGGGCAGCUGCUCAGUGUGAGUUUACAUGCGGCUGCCAGAAGCAGACACGUCAGUCACCCUCCGCUGCUGCGGCAACCUGCGUUGGCAUUACUGUUGGUAGCAGCGAGGCUGUGAAAAAGUGCGUCCCUAAGCCGUCAGGGCUUGAUGGCCUUGUCUGUGCGGCGGAUGCCGGCAACGCAAACAAGCGAACAAACCAGGAUGUUCUGGGCACUGAUGCGUUUGAGAUCACGGUGGGAGACAGCGAGGUCUGCGCUCGGCGCACGGACUUCAGUGGUGGCUGGUCGAUGCAGCUGUCCUUCAGGUGCAGCCUCGUCUUCGAGCUCGUGAGCUGCUCAGGGGAUCCCAAUUCACAGGCCAUGACGGGAGGCUUCAUCCGUGUGGGUGUGGGCAACGACACCGUGAUCAAUUGUGCGGCUCAAUGUGCUGGCAGCGCGUUCAUGGCACUUCAAGAUGGCGACGCGUGCUUCUGUGGAGACACCUUCCGAACCUCCGGAGUCUAUGCCCCAGUGGGCCAAGCACAAUGCAACUCCUCCUGCCCGGUCGCGAACGGUUGCGGUGGGCCUCACCGAAACUCCAUCUAUCGUCUAGGUUCCCCGGGAGCUGCCAGCGACUGCGCGCACGCCUUUGACAAGGGUUUCAUCCUCAAGGAGCAGGGCGGCAAGUGUGUUCAACCGGAAGGCGGCGCCCGCAAUCCGAGUGGCAACACGAAGCUCGUGUUAGACGAGCGCUGCGACACGGCCGACGAGGCGCUGUUCUUCAGGAUGGUGGAGGCUCUCGAUGCCGGCGUCUUUGCUCUGCAGCACAUCGGAGGCAAAUGCCUGCAGCCUGAAGGGGGCCUCGACAAGCCUCGAGACAAUUCAGCGCUUGUGUUGCAUACUAGCUGCGACUUAAACAGCGGCGCAGUGCUUUUCCGAAGAGCUGGCCCCAACGUCCUUUCCUUGCAGCACCGGGACGGCAAGUGUGUGGGACUUGGGUCUGCCGGUGUCCUCGUACUCAAAGAUUGCUCUUCAGCCCUACCAUUCCAGCAACUCUUUGACACGGGAAGGCAUCAGUGGUAUUUCCUGGCAUCGGGAAGCGGGGCCCCAAUUCGCUGUGGCCAAGGCAGCAGCGACAGGCUUCAGUGCGCAUCUGAUGAUGGCGUGAGCUGCAAGUGGGGAACGUAUGGUAGUUUCGCACCUUUCGUUGCCAUGUUUGGAGUAGCGGCUUCGAAACCGCUUGAAGUUGCCUGUCCUGCAUGGCCCACUGAUGAUGGCACCGAUGCAUGCGAGAGAUUGCUCUGCUACGCAUCUGCCACUGCAGCUCCUCAGUCCGGGAGCUGUCCACAAGGCUACAGCUUGCAGGAGGGCAAUCUGGCCAACUACGGAGACUGCCCAAACACCGCUGAAGCUGGUUCAUGCGUGCUCCCUGCAAAAGAUGCAGCGAUCUUUUGCAAUGCCAAAGCCGACUGCAGCGGCUUCGCAGAAUCCGCGAACCAGAGCCAUGCCACAUAUGGCAGUGUGCAGGUUGGGACAGGGCCAGUUCUUACAAAUCCAGCAUGGAAGUCCUGCGUCAAGGCCAUCACUUCUCCUCAAGCAGGACUCUGUCCAUCAGGCUACACUUUACAGCAUGGUGGUCUGGACAGUUACGGGCCUUGCCCAAACAGCACCGAAGCCAGCUCUUGCAUCCUCCCUCCAGCAGAGGCAGCAGUGUUCUGCAGCGAGCAGCCCAACUGCAGCGGCUUUGCAGAGACCAGCAAUCGGGCAUGGUUGACCACACACGCCGGCCGUGUUCAACUGGGGACAGGCCCAGGAUUGCCAAAUGCAGAAUGGACUGCCUGUAUAAGGCAGUGA
Messenger RNA from Symbiodinium natans, 6504 nucleotides. Lineage: Eukaryota; Dinophyceae; Suessiales; Symbiodiniaceae. The record is from the annotation of a GenBank genome assembly.